AUGGAGGAGGAUGAGGAAGAUAAUCUUAAACGUAUUUGUGGAGAGAAAAUUGUCAAGAAAGAGGGUAAUGUUGGAGGCACCCAUGACUUUUAUAUUCCUGCUAAUUUUUUUGUGCUGUUGGAUGAUGAUGAUAGAUUUCUUGGAUUUAAGAAUGUCUACUCGAUCGCUUCCGCAUUCAAUAAUAACUCAUCACUAACAUAUAAACUUUAG
Molecule: messenger RNA, 210 nt
Organism: Entrophospora candida
Lineage: Eukaryota; Fungi; Glomeromycota; Glomeromycetes; Entrophosporales; Entrophosporaceae
Source: the annotation of a GenBank genome assembly